Symsagittifera roscoffensis is the source of this 1934-nucleotide messenger RNA. RefSeq names its product calcium channel flower-like. The transcript has 6 exons. Gene Ontology annotation, cellular component: membrane. NCBI's taxonomy places the organism in Eukaryota, Metazoa, Xenacoelomorpha, Acoela, Convolutidae. The coding region runs from base 147 to 629 and encodes 160 amino acids. The record is from RefSeq and is a predicted model, not a curated record. Gene Ontology annotation, biological process: vesicle-mediated transport.
UUACCAUUCAUUUAAAAACUUGACGGACUUACCUAGACUCGGAGUUUUGGCUUCAUCGCUUUUAACCAGUCGAUGUGGGAACUCUUUUGUUCAUAAUAACGCAGUACGUUCUCCAAGAGGAUCGAUCAUUCCUAAGGUAACUAACAAUGCCGGACCUAGAGAGCAACCAGAAACCCGAGCAAGGCGGAGCAAAUGACGUCACAUGGGGUUUCAAAAUUCUCGGAAGAAUAAUAGGAACCUUAGCUGCUGCAGCGAUGAUUAUUCUCGGUUUGAUGACUAUGAUAGGCUUCAGUGGUUCAUGCCUGUUAGCUGGGAUUCUUAUGAUGGCUUUCGGUGGCUUGGUUAUAAUGAUUGAGGCGCCAAUCUUUUGCCAAUACUUCCAAUGGGCAGAAAUGGUUACUCAGUUUGUAGACAACAGGCCCUAUUUCCUGCGCGCAGGACUCUACUUGAUACUAUCAGUAAUUCCCUUCGCUCUCUGUCAAUCAGUGUCCUCAUUCUUGGGCUGUGGCGCCAUGUUCGUAGCUGGCACCUUCUACGGAGUCAUCGCAGUCGGCAAAAAGGGAGAGAAAAUCUCAUACACUGACAAAAACUCAUCCGGAGGCUAUAUACCUCUGAUAGACCACCAAUGAUCCCUCCUACCAGGAGAUGCAGUUAAGGCUGCCACAGCUGCACAUGGUGGUGCAGGUUACCAACCACAAGUGAACAACGACGACUCCACCCUCAGGUGAACCAACACUCAAAAAAAGAAACCAGCAGAAACGAAACAAAUGCACCCAAACUUCACUAAGGAAAAAGAACCAAACCAAUAACGACCGAUGCACAUGUUAAAUGGUUCUACUGUCUUACUGCGUGUUUCGAGGCAGAUCUAGAUGUCAGGGACUCUAAUUUGAUCGAACAUUUUAUGGUUUAAGUAAAUUGCCACCCACUUGCUUUGAAACUGCCAUUCGUCAUUUCAAAUUUUGAUUAUUAUUGAUGCAUAAUUGGUGAGUGGUUUAAGAGGUAAGUAUUUGCAUUAUCCUGUUGUUAGAAUGAAACUCGGCAGUUUUUCGAGAUAAAAUUGUCUCUGUAGAACUGAAUUUUUUGAAUUUUUGCUGACCAUCGCUUAAAGCCACCAUUAUAAGAGUUUCAAAUUAUCAUCAUUUCAUUGGCAUUGGUUUGAUGUUGAUAAAAUCUAUUUAGUGAUCUUUGAACUUGAGGCGUGAAAUGUAAGCAUGCAUAUUGUAAAUAUAAAUACUGGGCACAUUGUAAUUAAUUAUUUGUUCGAUAUAAUUGUUGAUGUUAUUUAGCCUGAAAAUUAUCGAAACGUGGCAGUGCAGGUUAAGCGUGUCUCAUGUUUCAAGUGCUGAGCUGAAUGAAAUGGAAUACCCUUAAAUAAAAGCCCAAAUUUUACACUGUCGCAAAAUAAUCGUUCUACUUGAAUUGCCUUUUUUGCGAAAAUUGGCUCAGCUUUACUAAUGUAUCCUAUUAGCAACUAUAAAAUCUCACAAAGUUGUGAAUUAAAAGGUUCAAGUAUUUAAGAAAGACCAUAGGCUGAAAUUCAGCGCAACAGAAUUGUCGAUGAUGCAAAGAUGUACUUCAAAUUAGAUGUAGUUCGUUUUUCUGUAUUUUGUGAUAUAAAUUAUAAGUGAUGCUCAACGAAUGUCUAUAUACGAAUACUUUAAUUGUUGAUUAAAUGAGAUUUAAUAAGUAAUGUGCAUAAUGCACCCUCCCUUACCUCCUGCUCCCUUGUGACCUCAUACUCAUUUUGUGCUGUCCAUGUUCCCUGUUGUAUGUAAAUUUGGAUAAACUCACUUUUCAAUUUUACUUACGCGCCUCCUAUUCAUCGAAUAGACUGGGUUUUAGUUGGCUGGUUCAUGUUUACGAAAUAAUUUAUUGUAGCUUAUUUGAAAUUAUGGAGACCAUUUGUACCCUUAAAUUCAAUUAUGGAAAAUUUA